AUGGACAUGUGUCUCGACAAGAUCGUGCCCGAAUCCUUGCCUUGGGACCACGUCGAUGAGGGACCGGACGAUUCCGUCUCGCAUUCGAAAUCUUCCCUCAUAGGUGCCAGCGUACAGAUCCCGAUCAUGAAUGGGAGACUGGCGUUAGGGACGUGGCAGGUCAGUUAUGAGAGUGUUUCUGAAAUUUCUGAAAAGGGUAGUGGGCCGGCGAAGAGCUGAUCGGGAAACUUCGUGUACGCUUUCAGGGCAUCUACUUACUCGAGUUUAGGAAGUUGCCUCAUUCGAGGAGGAUCGUCGCGACCAUUCUUUGA
Microbotryum saponariae is the source of this 311-nucleotide messenger RNA. The record is from the annotation of a GenBank genome assembly. NCBI's taxonomy places the organism in Eukaryota, Fungi, Basidiomycota, Microbotryomycetes, Microbotryales, Microbotryaceae.